UCAGGACGCGGCCAACGCGUCACGUCAUACGCACGAGGCAACGUAAUCCUCCUGUUCAUAUAGCAUCAUUGUCAACCCUCAUCGAAGAUCGAGAGUCCGGGUUUUGCGUGCUGCAUCCAACUUAAGCAUUGUAGCUUCAUGUCAAAGAUGAUGCUGCCCUUGUUGCUCAGCGGGCUCGUCGGGCUCGCGGCGGCGCAGUUCCCGCCCACGCCCGAGGGGAUCAAGGUGCUCAAGUCCAAAUUUCACCAGAAUGUCACCAUCUCGUACAAGGAGCCCGGCAUCUGUGAGACGACGCCGGGCGUCAAGUCGUACGCCGGCUACGUGCAUUUGCCGCCCGGCACUCUGGACGACGUCGACGGCGAAGCGCAGGACUACCCGAUCAACACCUUUUUUUGGUUCUUCGAGGCCCGCAAAGCGCCCGAGAAUGCCCCGUUGGCCAUCUGGCUCAACGGCGGCCCCGGCGGGUCGUCCAUCAUGGGCCUCCUCGAGGAGAACGGCCCCUGCUUCGUCAACGAGGACUCCAAGACGACGCGCCUGAACCCCUGGAGCUGGAACAACGAGGUCAACCUCCUCUACAUCGACCAGCCCAACCAGGUCGGCUUCUCCUACGACACGCCCACCAACAUCACGAUCCACGAGGCCCUGGACCCGGACCUCGGCCCCGGCAUGCACAUGUACCCGGCCGACUUCGGCGACGGCGGGACCCUGCCCGAGGCCGGGAACUACACGUACCGGUACGGCACGGCGUCGAGCCAGGAGACCUCGCACACGGCCAACACGACGGCGCACGCGGCGCACGCGCUGUGGCACUUUGCCCAGACCUGGUUCUUCGAGUUCCCCGGCUACCGCCCUGCCGACGACCGCGUCAGCCUCUGGGCCGAGUCGUACGGCGGGCACUACGCGCCGGGCAUCUUCCGGCACUUCCAGGCGCAGAACGAGCGCAUCCGGGACGGGUCGUCGGCCGAGAGGAACGCGCGGUACAUCCACCUCGACACGCUCGGCAUCGUCAACGGCCUCAUCGACCUCGCCGUCCAGGGCGAAUCGUGGAUCACCUUUCCCUACAACAACACGUACGGCAUCCAGGUCUUCAACCAAUCCAUCCAUGACCAGCUGUUGCACAACUGGACGCGGCCGGACGGCUGCCGAGACCUCAUUCUCGGGUGCCAAGAGGCCCUGAAGGAACACGGCCCGCUCGUCGCCAAGGGCGUCAAGACGAACGCCACCGAGGUGUGCUGGCUGUUUCUCGAGGAGUGCGGAUACAACGCCGCGAUGCUGUACCAGACGAUCCCGGACGGCAAGGGGUGGUACGACAUCGGCCACGACCGAAACGACCCCUUCCCGGCGCCGCACAUGUACGGCUACCUCACCGAGGGCGAGGUCCUAUCGUCUCUGGGCGUGCCUGUCAACUAUUCGGAAUCCGCGGGGGCUGUGGGCAGGGGCUUCGGCCAGACGUUUGAUAUGAUCCUGGGCGGGUUCGGCGAGUCGAUUGGAUACCUCCUCGACAACGGAGUCAAGGUUCACAUGAUGUACGGCGACCGCGAUUACGCCUGCAACUGGGUCGGCGGCGAAAAGGCGAGCCUGGCGAUCCCCUACAACCGGUCGGCCGCCUUCGCCUCCGCGGGCUACGCGCCCCUCAUCACGCCCGACGGCGUGACAGGCAUGACGCGGCAGCUCGGCAACUACAGCUUCUCGCGCGUGUUCCAGGCGGGCCACGAGGUGCCGGCGUACCAGCCCGUCACGGCGUACGAGAUCUUCAUGCGCGCCACCUUCAACCGCGACAUCGCGACGGGGCUCGUGCCCGUGACGGACGCGCUGGCGACGGUCGGCGUCCGCGACACGUGGCACAUCAAGAACGCGCCGCCGCCGCCGCCGGACCCGAUCUGCUACGUGCUCAAGCCCGAGACGUGCCGUCCCGAGGUGUGGGAGAGGGUCGCCGACGGCACGGCGCGCGUGAAGGACUGGUAUGUGGUCGGGGGGGUUGGUGAUGACGGUGAUGGUGAUGGUGGUGAUGGUGAUGGUGAUGAUGAUGAUGCGCAGAGUGGCCGGCCCGACGGGCAAGUUUCGGAAGAGCUGUAAGUAGACACACUAGGAUCCCGGAAUCUUAGUGCGGACGAUGAUCCGCGAGGCCCCGUCGUAAGCUCGAGAGCUUGUGAAAACAGGGUCGAGGCCGUCGGACAGGUGUGUUUCAGUGAUUGGACGUAUGAGGGGGAAAGAGAAGAUGGCUGGGAAACAUGCAGAGGCGCCAUGGGCGUCUCCGAGUCCUAGCGCCGGUGUUUGCUUUGCUGUUUGUUGCUUGCUUGCUGGUUGCUGUGUUGUCAGUUCCAGAGACCGUCCGUCGUCCGUCUUAGCUGCAGUUGUCUCCUCGAACGGUGAUGAACCAACAUGUCUCUCACUUCUUGUCUCUCUGCCCAUAUCCAUCUCUCUAUCUCUCUCUUGUGUAUGUAAGACUUGAUGGGCACAAUCUGGCUGAAGGGCGCGAUAUGAGUCCUCGCUCUGAUUCCAUCCAAAACCUCUCCCGAUCGGAGCUCAUAGCUUAAGGUUUACCGGCAAGACAGACGACCCGCCAUUUCGUCCGACCCGAAAGCUUGG
Messenger RNA from Colletotrichum destructivum, 2589 nucleotides. RefSeq names its product Putative peptidase S10, serine carboxypeptidase, alpha/Beta hydrolase. The transcript is spliced from 6 exons. Gene Ontology annotation, biological process: proteolysis. Gene Ontology annotation, cellular component: fungal-type vacuole. The coding region runs from base 139 to 2076 and encodes 645 amino acids. Gene Ontology annotation, molecular function: serine-type carboxypeptidase activity. The record is from RefSeq and is a predicted model, not a curated record. NCBI's taxonomy places the organism in Eukaryota, Fungi, Ascomycota, Sordariomycetes, Glomerellales, Glomerellaceae.